Molecule: messenger RNA, 1462 nt
Organism: Salvia hispanica
Lineage: Eukaryota; Viridiplantae; Streptophyta; Magnoliopsida; Lamiales; Lamiaceae
Product: flotillin-like protein 4
Cellular component (GO): plasma membrane raft; plasma membrane
Source: RefSeq, a predicted model, not a curated record
UUAGAAUAGAUGGUGAUGAUGUAUAAAGUAGCUCGAGCAUCGGAAUACCUUGUGAUAACGGGAGGAUGGAUCAAGGACAUGAAGCUGACUCGGAAGUCGUGGGUGCUUCCUGGGCAAACAUACACCCGAAUCGACCUCUCCCCUGUGAACUACACCUUCGAGGUCCAAGCCAUGAGCGCGGAGAAGCUCCCCUUCAUCCUCCCGGCUGUGUUCACCAUCGGCCCCCGCACAGACGACCACGAGAGCCUCCUCAAGUACGCAAAGCUCAUGUCCUCCCACGACACCACCUCCAACCACGUGACCGAGCUGGUGGAGGGCGUGAUCGAGGGUGAGACCAGGGUUCUGGCUGCAUCCAUGACCAUGGAGGACAUCUUCAAGGGCACCAAGCAGUUCAAGCAAGAGGUGUUCGACAAAGUCCAGCUCGAACUCAACCAGUUCGGCCUCCUCAUCUACAACGCCAACGUCAAGCAGCUCGUCGACGUCCAAGGCCACGAGUACUUCUCCUAUCUCGGCCAGAAGAUCCAGAUGGAAGCCGCCAACCAGGCCAGAAUUGACGUUGCCGAGGCCAAGAUGAAGGGCGAGGUUGGCGCCAAGCUCCGAGAUGGCCAGACCAAACAGAAUGCUGCUAAGAUCGACGCCGAGACCAAGAUCGUGUCCACCCAGAGGCACGGAGAAGGCAAGAAACAGGAAUGCAAGGUGGAGACCGAGGUCAAGAUUUACCAGAACCAGCAGGAGGCCAUGGCUGCCGAAGCCAACGCCCAACUCGCUAUGAAGAAAGCUGGAUGGGCCAAGGAGGCUGAAGUGGCGCAGGUGGAGUCCAAGAAAGCAGUGGCCAUCCGUGAGGCAGAACUCCAGAGAGAAGUCGAGAGAAUGAACGCACUCACAACCACAGAAAAGCUCAAGGCUGAUUUCCUCACCAAAGCCAACGUAGAGUUUGAAACCAAGUCGCAGGAAGCCAACUCCGCCUUGUACGCCCAACAAAAACUUGCGGAAGCUUAUCUCUACCAGAAGCAGAAAGAGUCGGAGGCGCUCAAGGCUGCAGCAGAGGCUGAGUUAUAUCAACGCAAGCAGAAGGUGGAGGGCGACCUCUACGCCAAGAAGAAGGAAGCCGAAGGCCUCACGGCUCUGGCCGAGGCUCAAGGGAUCUACAUACGCGCCAUUCUCAGUGCAUUCGGAGGAAACUAUGCGGCCAUGAGGGAUUACUUGAUGAUAAAUGGGGGAGUCUUUCAAGAACUUGCAAAGACCAAUGCCGAGGCCGUGCGCGGACUCCAGCCCAACCUCAGCAUCUGGACCAACGGAGACUCUGCUGCUGCUACUAAUGAUGCCAUGAAGGAAGUUGCUGGGAUAUAUAAGAUGCUCCCUCCCUUGCUCAAAACGGUGCACGAACAAACUGGGAUGCUUCCACCCUCAUGGAUGCCUCAACUAACAGAUCAACAACCUAUCGCUAAAAUCUAGCUUCGCA